Dromiciops gliroides (monito del monte) is the source of this 504-nucleotide messenger RNA. Its product is annotated as coiled-coil domain-containing protein 90B, mitochondrial-like. Gene Ontology annotation, cellular component: mitochondrion. NCBI's taxonomy places the organism in Eukaryota, Metazoa, Chordata, Mammalia, Microbiotheria, Microbiotheriidae. The transcript is spliced from 7 exons. The record is from RefSeq and is a predicted model, not a curated record. The coding region runs from base 1 to 471 and encodes 156 amino acids.
AUGCAUUGGUUCAGGACUUGGAAAGUCAUGGAAAUUACUAUCCAGCAAUUAAUGGUACAUUUGGGUUCAAUCCGGAAAGAUAUGAUCAUCCUAGAGAAAAGUGAAUUUGCAAAUCUCAGAGCAGAGAAUGAGAAAAUGAAAAUUGAAUUAGAACAACUUAAGCAACAGCUAAUACAUGAAACUACUAGAAUCAGAGCAAAUAAUAAAUUGGAUAUAAGCCUAGAGAGAAGCCGAGUGACAGAUCUGUUUACAGAUCAAAAAAAGAAACUUAUGGAAGUAACCACUGAAUUUAGCAAAAGGGAUACCCAUAUCAAAAGUGUUAUUUCUGAGACUAGUAAUAAAAUUGCCAUUGAAAUUGCUUCACUAAAAACAGUGAUGGAGUCAAACAAACUUGAGACAAUUCGUUAUCUUGCAGCAUCUGUUUUUACUUGCCUGGCAAUAGCACUGGGAUUGUACCGCUUGUGGAAGUAACAGCAGCUCUUUAGGAUCACCACCAGCAAGAAC